Molecule: messenger RNA, 1834 nt
Organism: Ipomoea triloba (trilobed morning glory)
Lineage: Eukaryota; Viridiplantae; Streptophyta; Magnoliopsida; Solanales; Convolvulaceae
Product: pentatricopeptide repeat-containing protein At4g21065-like
Exons: 1
Coding region: 230-1429 (399 amino acids)
Biological process (GO): RNA modification
Molecular function (GO): protein binding; RNA binding
Source: RefSeq, a predicted model, not a curated record
ACUAAGUUAUGCUUAUUCUUCAGCUCAAAUUCCCACCAAAACUAAGAAUUCAGAAUGUAAAAGUUACCAUAGCUCUAGAGAACAAAAGUAUCUGUUUCUUUUCAAGAAAUGUUCCACCACAAGAGGGAUAGAACAAGUGCAUGCCCAAAUCAUUCAAGCUGGAUUAACUCACAGCCUUUAUCUCCUAGGCAAGAUCAUUGCUUUCUGCGCUAUCUCUGAGCAGGGAUCAAUGGAUUAUGCUGUCUCCGUUUUUGAGCAUGCCGAGAGUUCAGAUGGGUUUCUGUGGAAUACAAUGAUCAGAGGGUUUGUGAGGAUUUAUGAGGUUGAAAGAGCAAUUGAAUACUACAAGAAAAUGCAGGAAAAUGGGAUGGGGGCAGAUAAUUUUACAUUUUCUUUCUUGUUGAAGCUAUGUGGGCAGUUGGGAUCCGGCAUGUUGGGAAAGCAGCUGCAUAGCAGUGUGGUGAAAUCUGGGCAGCAAAGCCAUGUUUUUGUGUUGAAUACUCUGAUUCAUAUGUAUGGUAUGUUGAAGGAUGUUGAGGUUGCUGACCAGCUGUUUGAGGAAAUUCCUAAACCAGGAUUGGUGGCUUGGAAUACCAUAAUUGACUGUCAUAUGAGCUGUGGGGAGCAUGCUAAGGCCCUACAUUUGUUUGAAAGAAUGCAGAAAUGUGGUGUGGGGUUUGAUGAGGCAACACUGGUUGUGACCCUAUCAGCUUGUUCAGAAAUGGGUGGUUUGGAUUAUGGGAGAUGGCUGCAUUUUCUUGUGGAUAAUAGUAGCCUUAGUAGAACUCUUCAGGUCUGCAAUUCGCUAAUCGAUAUGUAUGCAAAGUGUGGUGAAGUUGAAGAAGCAUACAGGGUAUUCGACAAGAUGAAUGUGAGAAAUUUAGUCACAUGGAAUACAAUGAUCUUAGGGUAUGCAAUCCAUGGCAAUGGAGAUGAAGCAUUGAAGCUCUUCUCCAGAAUGCUGAAUGAGAAGCAGUGUUUCCCCAAUGAUGUUACUUUCUUGGGAGCUCUGUGUGCUUGUAGCCAUGGAGGAAUGGUAGAAGAAGGGAAGAGGUAUUUCCACAUUAUGAUUCAUGACUUUCACAUUCAGCCAACACUGAAGCACUAUGGUUGCAUGGUGGAUGUUCUUGCCCGAGCUGGAUUCGUUCAGGAAGCGUACGAUCUGAUUACCAGUAUGCCGGGGAGAUGCAAUGAUGUGAUCUGGAGAACACUGUUGGGUGCUUGCAGGGUUCAUGGCAAAGUGGAAUUGGCAGAGGAAAUCAGAAGUCAUCUUCAACAAGAUCACAGCAGUGACUAUGUUCUUCUUUCUAAUGUGUAUGCAAGUGCAGGCUUGUGGAACAAUUUUAUAGAAGCAAGGAAAUCAAUGAGGGACAGAGGAGUCCAGAAGCCAGCUCCUGGUAAUAGUUUGAUCAAAUUCACACAAGAAUGAGGCUGCCAUUCUGCACUGUUUUGGCAGAGGCCUAAAGAGUCAAAUCCAACACCCGGCCUCUAAAAAAUGUAACAGAGCCAAAAAAAAUUUGGCAGUAUAAGGAAAUAAAGUUGCGCAUUUACUACAAGCUAUAACUUUUAGCGUAAUGGUAAGUAUUUAAUCUAACAAGUGGUAUCAGAACCAAAACUAUGCAGUUAAGGCUAGCAAAUGCUGGGAAGUGAAAUUGUUGGACAGAGACAGGUGAAGGGUCAAGUCCAACACCAGGUUGUUAGGGGGAUCGUCCUGUAGUAAUGCAUUCCAAUAUACAUCAAAAAGAUUGAGGCUUUAUACUGUAACAGGAGAUUCAUGUCUCAAAUUUCAGAAACUGGUUGAUUUUAUUGGAGAUGAACAAUGGAGUUACAGAAA